Messenger RNA from Vicia villosa (hairy vetch), 1194 nucleotides. Its product is annotated as polygalacturonase 1 beta-like protein 2. Bases 1 to 1194 code for a protein of 397 amino acids. The transcript has a single exon. NCBI's taxonomy places the organism in Eukaryota, Viridiplantae, Streptophyta, Magnoliopsida, Fabales, Fabaceae. The record is from RefSeq and is a predicted model, not a curated record.
AUGCGUGUGAUUCUUAUUUUCAUAUUAUUCUCGGCAUUGGUGUCUUUAACACACAAAAAAUUUACUUCCACACCUCGAGAGCUCGCAAUAGAAUACUGGAACCAAAGUUCAACGAGCAAAGUACCGAUUCCACUAUUUCUUAUAGAAAAGAUACUUCCUCCGGUUACCAAGUUAGAGAAGCAUCUAUUCUUCCAAGAUGCCAACACCUUGUGCUUUUCUCAGGAGGAGAGGGAAUUCAGACUCGCAAAGCCUCAAGUAAGCUAUCAAUUGCGUUAUAAUAAAAAUCAUCCUCCUUCUCAUCAAGAGGAGAGGGAAGCCAUACUCGCAGAGCCUCAAGUAGGCUAUCAAUUGCAUUAUAAUAAUAAGAAUCAUCCUCCUUCUCAGCAGGAGGAGAAGGAAGCCAUACUCGCAAAGCCUCAAGCAGGCUAUCAAUUGCAAUAUAAUAAUAAUAAUCAUCCUCCUUCUCAGCAGGAAGAGAAGGAAGCCAUACUCGCAAAACCUCCAUUAACCUACCAUACUUAUAAGAAACAAAACAAAGGCUUCAAGUGGGUGAAAUCUGUUGAAGAAGGACUUUUUUUCCGUCAGAGUAUGAUGACUGUGGGGAGUAUCAUCAGAAUGCAAAAUAUUAAGGAUUAUAUACCAAGACAGUCUUUCUUUACUCGGUCCCUAUUGAAGAAACUACCAUCUGCGUCUUCUGAAAUGUCACAACUUCUAAAUGUGUUUAACAACCUUUCUAAAACCAUGAUGGAGUCAGUCAAAGCGUGUCACAAUCCUGCUAAUACAGGGGAGGAGAGAAACUGUGAAGUUUCUUUAAAAGGAAUGCUAGACUUUGCCAAGUUCAUCUUGAGCCGGAACAUUACAGCUCAUACCACAGAGAGUGUAAACGGUUCAUCUCAAAACAUAAUUGUGGCUGGCGUGAAUGUCAUUGGUGAAAAAUCCGUUACUUGUCACCGUAGCUGGUUUCCGUUCCUUAUGUACUACUGCCACAAUGUACCAAGAGUUUGCAUCUAUCAAGUUGAUAUUUGGGAAGUAAAAUCCAAGCAGAAGAUCAAUAAUGGUGUUGCAGUGUGCCAUUUGGACACCAGUUCAUGGAGUCCAACCCAUGUUGAUUUUAAGGUUCUCGGAUAUGGACCGGGCCUUAUCGAAGCCUGUCAUUGGGUGUUCGAGAACGAUAUGGUAUGGAUUGCUGCCUAG